AUGGCAGCAAGUAUGGAUUUGAAUCGGAGUCCAAUUAGACCACUGGUCGGUACCCAUUCACCCGACGAGAGUCUGUGUCUCCACAACAGGAAAUAUAAUACUUUUGUCAAUUCAAUUCUCUACACCUUUUUUACUGAAAUUGAUUCUCGCAAAACGACCGACAAAAAAAUGGGUGGCCUUAUGUACGGCGAGGCGGCCGAGACAUGCAUACCAUUCACAGACAGGCUUAUCUGUCGUAUUCAUGACAUUGAUUUCGUUUACUGUAUUUGCGAUCGAUUGCAGCCAAAGUUUUCCCCACCGGAAUACAUGCCGCUCCGCCGGCUCUGUACGUAUGGAUUCAAAUUCAUGCGAACCGUAAUGUUUUGGGAAUUGAGCCGUGUUUUGGUUCAGUUAAAUGUCUUAAAAACAUCACUAGCGGUCAGAUAUCUGGAGGAGAAGUCAAUAUAAUUACAAAU
This is a messenger RNA of Medioppia subpectinata, 455 nucleotides long. NCBI's taxonomy places the organism in Eukaryota, Metazoa, Arthropoda, Arachnida, Sarcoptiformes, Oppiidae. The record is from the annotation of a GenBank genome assembly.